AUGACACAGCAGGCGCCUCAGUCUUUUUUUGGCGAGCCAGGGUUCUCCGAGACUGCGGACUUGUACGAAGAGGCGAUUCAAGCUACAAUAUCUCAGUGCCAGUUGCUACAGAACGCCAAAGUGCUCGCGGCCAUAGAAAAGCAAUGGCGGCAGUCGCUUAGGAGAAAACAGAUUGAGCUCUCACGGGCUGCUGCUGCUCGUCAGGAUGCUGCAUCGACAGCAGCAGCAACAUCAGAGCCUCAAUCGGGAGCAUCAGCUUCAAAUGCCACUGAGGCACAAAGCAGUACAAGCGUGCCGAGUGCUCAAAGUGCUGAGGCAUCUACGGGGACUGCUGCUCUGCCAACAGAAUCAGGAGAACAAAAGCAGACAGAAGCAGAAGCAGAAGAAUCAGAUGAUGAUUUUGCUGAUGCGGAUAUUGACGAGGCAGACGAAGGAGUCAACGCCUUGGGGCAGAGGCUCGCUGCAGGAGCGGGAGAAACUAACGGCGCUGCUGCUGGAGUUGGUAGUGCUUCUGCUCACCUGGAGGUGAAAAAAGACGUUCAGGAGAAACAGCAGAAGCAACAAAGUAAUCCUGACAAUUCCACUGCGCUGGAUGAGAGCGACGAUGACCAAGAGGAAGGGGCCCACCUAACGGUGGACGAUGUGUCCGACUUGGACGAUGCGGAACCUCAGACGACAGACGGCAUAUUUGCGUUUUUUGAAAAGGUUGAAAGGGCGGCUGCUGGAUCUUCAAGGCGCUGUAGCAAGUGGAAAGUAUUGCUUAGACAUGGAAUUCUCCGGAUCAGACUGUUGCCACUUCUGUUUUUGUUGGUUGCCUACGACGGCUGCGCCAAUGCGGAAUUUAAUUGGCUUUAG
This is a messenger RNA of Eimeria necatrix, 855 nucleotides long. RefSeq lists its product as hypothetical. Bases 1 to 855 code for a protein of 284 amino acids. The transcript has 9 exons. The record is from RefSeq and is a predicted model, not a curated record. Gene Ontology annotation, cellular component: transcription factor TFIIA complex. Lineage: Eukaryota; Apicomplexa; Conoidasida; Eucoccidiorida; Eimeriidae. Gene Ontology annotation, biological process: transcription initiation at RNA polymerase II promoter.